AUGGGCGCGCAACGCCUUGCCGCCGUCCUCGCCGUCGUGGCCCUGGUGCUGCUGAGCACUAGCCACGCGGCCGACGCCGAGAACCGGCAAGUCUUCCUGGACUGGGAGGUGUCCUACGCCGUGCGGUCUCCGCUGGGCGUGGCCAAGAGGGUGAUUACCAUCAACCGGCGGCUACCUGGGCCGCUGCUGAACCUCACCACCAACGACAUCGUCCACGUCAACGUCGUCAACACCCUCGACGAGCCUUUCCUCCUCACAUGGAACGGCCUGCAGAUGAGGAGGAACUCGUGGAACGACGGCGUGGCUGGGACGAACUGCGCGAUCCCGCCGGGACGGAACUGGACGUACGUGUUCCAGGCCAAGGACGAGGUCGGCAGCUUCUUCUACCGCCCAUCUCUGGGGCUGCACGCUGCCGCCGGCGGCCAUGGCCCUAUCCGUGUCAACAACCGGCCGGUCAUCGCCGUCCCGUUCGCCCAGCCCGACGGCGAGUUCGACGUCCUCAUAGGGGACUGGUACAACAUGGACGUAAAGAAGAUGAGAGAAUACCUGGACAGAGGCCGGGAUCUGCCGUCGCCGGAUGGCAUCCUGAUCAAUGGCUUGGGCACUUACGAGACUGACUUCACGUUUAAGCCAGGGCACACGUACCGGCUGCGCGUUUUGAACGUGGGCACGAGCACGUCCCUGAGCUUCCGGAUCCAGGGCCACAAGCUGCUGCUGGUGGAGGUGGAGGGCACCUACACGCUGCAGAAGCACUACGCCUCGCUGGACGUCCACGCCGGCCAGUCUCUCUCCGUCCUCGUCACCGCGGACCAGCCGCCCAAGCCGUAUUACAUGGUUGCCAGCUCACUGUUCGUCCGCCCCGAGUUGUUCGGCGUUGCCAACGUCCUCUACGCCGGCUCCGGCGGCGACCCGCCUCCCAGCGACGCGCCGCUAGAUGACCUGUCGUCGUCGCACAACAGCUACAACCGCUCCAUGGAGCAGGCAAGGUCCAUAAGCAUGAACAUGACGUGCGGCGCGGCGAGGCCGAACCCGCAGGGGUCGUUCCACUACGGCCGGAUCAACGUGACCCGCACCAUCCUCCUCCGGAACGACGAGGCCGAUAUAGACGGCCGGCGGAGGUGCACCGUGAACGGCGUCUCCUUCGCCAAUGCGGGCACGCCGCUGAAGCUGGCCGACCACUUCGACGUGGCCGGCAUCUUCACGGUCCUCUCCGGCCUGCCGGAGAGGAGGACACCCUCCUUCGGCACCACCGUCAUUGACGCCCGGUACAGGGACUUCGUGCAGAUCGUGUUUGAGAACAAGCUUCAGUCGCUGCAGACGUGGCAUCUGGACGGUUACAGUUUCUUCGUCACCGGGAUGGGCUGGGGCAAAUGGAGACCGGACGCAAGAUCAACUUAUAAUCUGGUCGAUGCUAUCUACCGUUCUACCGUCCAGGUGUACCCGGCAUCAUGGACGGCCGUAUUGGUGUCUCUGGAUAAUGAAGGAAUAUGGAACUUGAGGUCCCAGGAUUUGGGCAGGAGAUACUUAGGCCAAGAGACCUACAUGAGGGUGAGCCAGGGCGGCUCGGAGGUCACUGAUCCGAGAGAUGAACUGCCCAUGCCUUCAAAUGCUCUGGUAUGUGGAAAAGCCAAGUCUUCGAAGUUAGGGCGAGCAUGA
Messenger RNA from Phragmites australis (common reed), 1656 nucleotides. Its product is annotated as monocopper oxidase-like protein SKS1. The transcript has 7 exons. The record is from RefSeq and is a predicted model, not a curated record. The coding region runs from base 1 to 1656 and encodes 551 amino acids. NCBI's taxonomy places the organism in Eukaryota, Viridiplantae, Streptophyta, Magnoliopsida, Poales, Poaceae. Gene Ontology annotation, molecular function: oxidoreductase activity; copper ion binding.